AUGGUCGCCUCAGCCGCCACGCGCAACGUUGAUACCUACAUCCAUGUUGUGACAUCGCAAUCAAAGAAAGACAAAUAUACACAAGAGAUGGUCGAAGAUCAGAUGGAGGUGAUGAAUGAGGCUUAUGCUUCGAUGGGCUUCUCGUUCACCACCGCUGGCGUCGACUUCACAGUCCAGAGCUCUUGGGCUGCUGCCACACCUGGCAGUAAUGAAGAGAUCGACAUGAAGAAAGAGCUUCGGCAAGGGAGCUACGGCGACCUCAACCUCUAUUUUCUCAGUGAUCUUGGCGGAGGUCUUCUCGGCUUCUGUUACUUCCCUACCUCCAACCCAGAUGCGAACAUGCAAGUACUAGACGGCUGUAUCCAUCUAGCAGGCUCACUCCCUGGCGGAGAAGUGAACGGGUACAACGAGGGCAUGACGGCUGUUCACGAAUCUGGACACUGGUUUGGGCUUUACCACACUUUCGAAGGCAACAGCUGCAGUGGCUCCGGUGACCAAGUCGGCGACACGCCUAUUCAGUCGCAACCGACUUCAGGAUGCCCAGCUUCUCAGGACAGCUGUCCUGAUAGUCCCGGCACGGACAACAUCCACAACUAUAUGGAUUACUCUACUGACGAGUGCCUGACCGAAUUCACGUCUGGUCAAUCACAACGAGCAAGAUCUCUUUUCGACAGCUUUCGAGCCGGCAAAUAG
Messenger RNA from Pseudocercospora fijiensis CIRAD86, 693 nucleotides. RefSeq lists its product as uncharacterized. Lineage: Eukaryota; Fungi; Ascomycota; Dothideomycetes; Mycosphaerellales; Mycosphaerellaceae. Gene Ontology annotation, molecular function: metallopeptidase activity. The transcript has 5 exons. Bases 1 to 693 code for a protein of 230 amino acids. The record is from RefSeq and is a predicted model, not a curated record.